Messenger RNA from Homo sapiens (human), 3482 nucleotides. RefSeq names its product chymotrypsin C (gene CTRC). The record is from RefSeq and is marked reviewed. Gene Ontology annotation, molecular function: serine-type endopeptidase activity. The transcript has 8 exons. The coding region runs from base 23 to 829 and encodes 268 amino acids. Gene Ontology annotation, biological process: proteolysis. NCBI's taxonomy places the organism in Eukaryota, Metazoa, Chordata, Mammalia, Primates, Hominidae.
AGCCAGUCCUGAGCACCUAACCAUGUUGGGCAUCACUGUCCUCGCUGCGCUCUUGGCCUGUGCCUCCAGCUGUGGGGUGCCCAGCUUCCCGCCCAACCUAUCCGCCCGAGUGGUGGGAGGAGAGGAUGCCCGGCCCCACAGCUGGCCCUGGCAGAUCUCCCUCCAGUACCUCAAGAACGACACGUGGAGGCAUACGUGUGGCGGGACUUUGAUUGCUAGCAACUUCGUCCUCACUGCCGCCCACUGCAUCAGCAACACCCGGACCUACCGUGUGGCCGUGGGAAAGAACAACCUGGAGGUGGAAGACGAAGAAGGAUCCCUGUUUGUGGGUGUGGACACCAUCCACGUCCACAAGAGAUGGAAUGCCCUCCUGUUGCGCAAUGAUAUUGCCCUCAUCAAGCUUGCAGAGCAUGUGGAGCUGAGUGACACCAUCCAGGUGGCCUGCCUGCCAGAGAAGGACUCCCUGCUCCCCAAGGACUACCCCUGCUAUGUCACCGGCUGGGGCCGCCUCUGGACCAACGGCCCCAUUGCUGAUAAGCUGCAGCAGGGCCUGCAGCCCGUGGUGGAUCACGCCACGUGCUCCAGGAUUGACUGGUGGGGCUUCAGGGUGAAGAAAACCAUGGUGUGCGCUGGGGGCGAUGGCGUCAUCUCAGCCUGCAAUGGGGACUCCGGUGGCCCACUGAACUGCCAGUUGGAGAACGGUUCCUGGGAGGUGUUUGGCAUCGUCAGCUUUGGCUCCCGGCGGGGCUGCAACACCCGCAAGAAGCCGGUAGUCUACACCCGGGUGUCCGCCUACAUCGACUGGAUCAACGAGAAAAUGCAGCUGUGAUUUGUUGCUGGGAGCGGCGGCAGCGAGUCCCUGCAACAGCAAUAAACUUCCUUCUCCUCGGGCCACCUGGAUCCUUGAUUUGUGCAGCUUCUGUUGCUUCCCUCCUCUCUGGUGCUGCCCCUUUCCACACUAUGGAGCCAAAGAGAGACCCCACUCAGCCAGUUUCCCCCACCCUGCAUUAGACAGGUGGGGAAACAGAGGCCGGGAGAGAGGGCCAAGGAAGGAGCCUCCUGGGGCAUUAAUGGGAGGCAGGGGGCUGGGGUGGAGAGCCCAGGGAGUCCUGCGUGAAGCCGGAGGGGAUGGGAGUGAAGGACGCAUCAGACACCUUCCCCGCUCCAUCUCACAAGCUGCGAACAGGUGAGACCCUGAUGAAAUCACUCGCUUCUCCGAUCCUACCUCCACCGAGGGGCCUGGCAGGUCCUCACAGCCCCCCAGCAGCAGGUGGAAGACAGGGUCUCCCCAAAAGCAGCGUCCCCCAGGCCAGAGAGACCAGGCCACAGGAGGAUGGCCAAAGCUCAGGGACAACCACUCCUGGGGAAGGGGCUCCCUAGCAGGGACCCCCCACCCCCACCCCGCAGCACAGACCCCAUGGCUGCUGUUGGCAGGGGCUCUCUGCUUUGAGAAGUGUUUAGUGAGCCAGCCCCUGUGUCCAGUCCUGUGCUGGGCAUGAUGAGGGUACAGGAAGAGGAAGAGACCCCAGCAUCAUCCUCAGGAGACAUACGUUUGAAGAAGGCAAUGGUUUCCACACAGAAUCACAGUGGUCAGAGCUGGAUAUGCUUUCAUUGCAUUAGACAAGUGGGGAAACUGAGGCCCAGAGAGAGGAAGGAGUUGGGAUAGCUGGCAAUGCCUGAUCCAGGAGAAGAGAGUUCUCCUGAGGCUGACAAGAGGCCAAGAGGAGCCAGAGAUGAGAUAGACCCAGUGUCCAGGGAGGGACAUGCCAGUGGGAUCAGACCCUGAUGACAGGGGCAGCCAGAGAUGAGAGAGAUCCAAUGUCCAGGGAGGGACAUGCCAGGGGGAUCAGACCCUGAUGAUAGGGGCCUCUGGCCUGGCCUGCUCCUGGGAAUGUCCUGUUCUGUGGGGGUGCCCCCAGCCCAGCCUCUGGACCCCUCGCUGGAGAGCCCUCGGCUGCAGCUACCUCAGACUGGCCCAAGAGUUGUCCCUUUUCUCCACCAGACUUUGUCCCCUGGGAGUGGGGACCAUGGUGUGACUCCCACACCCCCAUGAUGCCAAGGCAAGUCUCAGGAAAGACUUGACUUACUCAACAAGCAGUGGGAGCUACAGGGAGCCCAGCACCACCCAGACCCGGGAAUCCAGGAUGGGGGUACCCCAGCUGUGCAGGAGACAGACCAGUAAAUAGAUCAUUAAAUUCCCUGGUAUACAUUUGAAAACAGAAAUACAGACCAGAAGCAUAGAAACAGGACACCUGAAGCAGUGUCAGUUGGCGGGAGGAAUCCAGGAUGGCUUCCUGGAGGUGAUGAUGCCCAAGCUUGGUCUUAAAAUUUGACUAGAAGGUACCCAAGUACAGAACGUAGUCCUUCUUAAGUUUGCUUAAUCUAAACUUCAUUCCCACCUAUCCUCUUCUUUUUUUUUUUUUUUUUUUUGAGACGGAGUCUUGCUCUGAUGCCCAGGCUGGAGUGCAGUGGCACAAUCUCAGCUCACUGCAACCUCCACCUCCCAGGUUCAAGUGAUUCUUCUGCCUCAGCCUCCCAAGUAGCUGGGAUUACAGGCACGCACCACCAUGCACAGCUAAUUUUUUUUUUUUUUUUUUAGACAGAGUCUCGCUCUCUCACCUGGGCUGUAGUGCAGUGGUGCCAUCUCGGCUCACUGCAAGCUCCGCCUCCCAGGUUCACGCCAUUCUCCUGCCUCAGCCUCCUGAGUAGCUGGGACUACAGGCGCCAGCCACCAUGCCUGGCUAAUUUUUUUUUUUUUUGUAUUUUUAGCAGAGACGGGGUUUCACCGUGUUAGCCAGGAUGGUCUCGAUCUCCUGAUCUCGUGAUCCACCUGCCUCGGCCUCCCAAAGUGCUGGCAUUACAGGCGUGAGCCACCGUGCCCGGCCCCAGCUAAUUUUUUUGUAUUUUUUUAGUAGAGAUGGGGUUUCACCAUGUCGUCCAGGCUGGUCUCAAACUCCUGACCUCAGGUGAUCUGCCCGCCUUGGCCUCCCAAAGUACUGGGAUCACAGGUGUGAGCCACCACACCCGGUCUCAUUCCCAGCUAUCUUCUUUUGUGUAUGUCUUUAUAUUGGGGGUUAUAAAUGCUAAAUGCUUGCUGUCCUCAGAUCCCUUGUAGUUAGGGAGCUAAUUAAAAUGUUAAUUAAUAUUACAAUGUUAUUUAAGCAAUGUUAAAUAAUAUCUAACAUUUAUUGGGCACUUAGUAUGUGCCAAGCACUAUCCUAUAGGUUUUACAUUAUCUCAAUCCCCAGAAACAAUCCCAUGAGGUAGGUUACUAUUAACAUCAUGCCCAUUUUACAGAUGAGAAAACUGAGGCCAGACAGGGUUAGUGACUUCCCAAUGUGUGAACUAGAAGGUAGUGGAGCCGGAAUCCAGACUUUAGUGAUCUGACUCCAGGGCCUGUGCUCUUGUCCACCAUGCUCUGCUGCCCUGCAAUGUAAAACAUCCUCCAGAAAAAAAAUAAAUAAAUAAAAACUUCCCUGAUG